GAUUGGCUGGGUGUUGGUUUAGGAAAAAGUACAUAAAGUAGAGGAGAACGAAACGAAAUGAAACACGAGAGAGCUUCUUCUUCGAACUAUACUCAGCUAUGGCGGAUCAGAGUUCGAACGGUGGCGGUGGGAUUGAGGUGUGUGGGUUGCAAUUCAGCUACGAUGGACAACCUCCGCUCUUCGUCAAUUUCGAUCUCGAUAUUAAGCCUGGAUCUCGAUGUUUAUUGGUUGGCGCCAAUGGAUCUGGGAAAACAACGUUUUUGAAGAUUUUGGGUGGUAAGCAUAUGGUUGGAGGGAAAGAUGUUGUGCAGGUUUUGAAUCGUUCGGCUUUUCACGAUACCAAUUUGGUUUGUAGCGGUGAUUUGGCUUAUUUGGGUGGAUCUUGGAGUAAAACCGUUGGCUCUGCUGGAGAAAUUCCACUCCAAGGAGACUUCUCUGCUGAGCAUAUGAUAUUUGGAGUUGAAGGGAGUGAUCCUGUUAGAAGAGACAAAUUGAUUGAGCUACUUGAUAUUGACCUGAAAUGGAAAAUGCAUAAAGUAUCAGAUGGGCAGAGGCGUAGAGUCCAAAUCUGCAUGGGACUUCUUCACCCAUUUAAGGUUCUGUUGCUUGAUGAGGUAACAGUCGACUUAGACGUUGUUGCUAGACUAGACUUACUCGAUUUCUUCAAAGAAGAAUGUGAACAGAGAGGAGCAACUAUAGUAUAUGCAACCCAUAUCUUUGAUGGGUUGGAGACAUGGGCAACUCAUCUGGCUUAUAUUCAAGAUGGUAAGCUUAAGAGAUCUGAGAAGUUAACCGAGAUAGCCGAGUUAAAUAACUCGGCUAAUCUCCUUUCUGUUGUCGAGUCUUGGCUUCGUUCUGAAGUCAAGCUCGAUAAAAAAAAACCUCAAAUCCAAAAGACCUCUCCUUUUUUUUCAUCAAGACACAUGGCUUAUUACCGUUGAUUUUUAAUUGUAAUAUUUCGUUUACAGUUCUCUAAUUUAAGAGAGAAAAAAGCUUUUGUUAUUUAUAGUUUUGAAUUGUGAGUAAAUUAAAGCAGUAAUUUUCAAUUACACAAUCUGUUGUUUUUAUUGUAAUAAUGUUGAUUUAAUUGAUAAUAAAGUCUCAGUAUUAUAUUA
Molecule: messenger RNA, 1115 nt
Organism: Cannabis sativa
Lineage: Eukaryota; Viridiplantae; Streptophyta; Magnoliopsida; Rosales; Cannabaceae
Product: ABC transporter I family member 19
Exons: 6
Coding region: 99-941 (280 amino acids)
Molecular function (GO): ATP binding; ATP hydrolysis activity
Source: RefSeq, a predicted model, not a curated record